Molecule: messenger RNA, 1265 nt
Organism: Sarcophilus harrisii (Tasmanian devil)
Lineage: Eukaryota; Metazoa; Chordata; Mammalia; Dasyuromorphia; Dasyuridae
Product: cytochrome c
Exons: 3
Coding region: 156-473 (105 amino acids)
Biological process (GO): mitochondrial electron transport, ubiquinol to cytochrome c; mitochondrial electron transport, cytochrome c to oxygen
Cellular component (GO): mitochondrial intermembrane space
Molecular function (GO): electron transfer activity; heme binding
Source: RefSeq, a predicted model, not a curated record
UCGCCCGGAGGGCGGGAUCGGCGUGUUCGGUUGCACCGAUGCCGGUUACAUAGUAGCGGGUACGGCGUGUCCUUGGGCAGAGGAAACGCGGGUCUGACCGGCGGUCGGGAGUGAGGGAGCGAGCGCGUAGUUUUGCGGAUCGAGCCGGUUUCACCAUGGGGGACGUGGAGAAGGGCAAGAAGAUCUUCGUGCAGAAGUGCGCCCAGUGCCACACGGUGGAGAAGGGCGGCAAGCACAAGACCGGGCCCAACCUGCACGGGCUCUUCGGCCGCAAGACCGGCCAGGCCCCCGGCUUCACCUACACAGACGCCAACAAGAACAAAGGCAUCAUCUGGGGAGACGACACCCUGAUGGAGUACCUGGAAAACCCCAAGAAGUACAUCCCGGGCACAAAGAUGAUCUUCGCCGGCAUCAAGAAGAAGGGGGAGAGGGAAGACUUGAUAGCCUACCUCAAGAAGAGCACCAAUGAGUAACAGUUGUCCGCUGCCUUAUUUAUUGCCAGAAGGAGAUGUCGCCCCGAUGUUUCUUUUCUUUUUUUACACGCGCCGCAACAACCCUAUUUAAAUUGGUUUCAUCUACUGGAGAAUUUUGAUCAUGAAUGGUUGUUUUAGAAUUUUGUUCAGUCCUAAUAAAGGAGUGGUCAUCAUCACAGCCACAACCAACCUAUCACACUGUUCUGUUCUUUAAAAGGUUCCAUCGAGCAACUUUGUCUCUGAAACAACGGGGAAGCUGUUCAGUAGCUUCAUGUGGCUUUGACUUGUACACCUGGGGUGGGGGGCCGGGGUCGCAGCUUUAUCCUUUGGGAAAAGUGCUCCCGAUGUGUCCAACUUAAUUGCUUUAUUUUCCAUCCACAAACGGCCUCUUAGAAUGAUUUAAGUCCUGCCUUUAAAUUGUUGAAAAGUAUUUUAGUGUUUUGCAUUUUUUUUGACCCUAGUAAAGAACCUCUCAGUGUGAGCCAUUUUUGAGUUGGGACUGAGGAAGCACAGACGGGUUCAACCAAAAGGAUGGACCUUCUUUUAAUCUCACUUGUCCCUUAGCAGUCACUUUUAAGUCCCAUUGAACUUAAGGUGUGCAGACAUGUUCUGUAGGAUGUGAAUAGUAGUCUUGACUCAGCUGUAAAGGUGUACCAUUGGUACAUCUGCUCAAUGAUGUGAUCAUAGACUUAAUUCAGCAAUUAAACACUUGUGAAUAUACUUUUCCUGAAUGCUCUCAGUUGGUUCAUUCUUUUCAUUUUAACAGACUUAAUAAAUUCAGAUGUGACCUUU